CACUUUAUUAUUAUGCCAUGAUACAUCAACACCGAAUCAAAUAUAGCGGCUGCGCUUGUACUUGCUGGGGGCCUAUAAGAUGGGAAAAAAAACCCCUCGAAAAAUCAAGUGAGCCACUCUUUACAUGGAUGCAGUGACGCCAGUAAGCUAUCAUAAGGAGUUAUUAAUAAUGAAAGUUGAUGAGGGGAAGGGUUACUACAAAUAGGUCAACGGUGUCGUAAUGACUGUAAUGCUGCAUACGGGGAGUGAGAAAAACAAAACAUGAUGACGAUUUUAGAUUCUAUACCGUUUAUUUGGUUCAGUCCUUUGAGCAAUUUUAUGCGAUGAUUAAAUACGAUUACGUAACUGUGUUUUCAAUUUUAAACUGAUAAUCACUUAUUCUCGUUUUCUGUAACUGUCAGUCAAUCAUUCGCGGAUUGUUUGCGCCUAAUUGACUUUGUUUCAAAAGCGGACCAGAGUGUUUUCAUCUUCUGUCAUUUUUAUGGUUGUUUCGAUUUUUCUAUUGAGCUCCCAUGGUCUGUUGGAGUAUUGAAGAGGAAUUCCUCCUAAUCAACCUUUAUGAAAAGUUCCCGGUGCUUUGGAAUUCGGAAAGCGAUACUCAAACUUCAAUAAAAAAAUACGAAGCCUGGAGUGAAAUUGCGACAACUCUGGGGAGAUCGGUCAAGGAAAUUCAAAAGAAGAUGGGAAGUUUGAAAAACCUCCUUAAUUGGGAAAAGGCUAUGAUAAAAAAGUUAAGCCAGCCGGAAACAGGUCAGCACCAUAAAUAUUUUUCAACCUUGUUCGCGUUCAGAAGAAUGAAUUUUCUUACGGAUGGAAAUGCUCUACAGGAAGCAGUUAACACAGACACGGCAAAGAGUGAUGAUUUUGCAUCUGGAAAGAGGGUACCGGAUGGUGACAAUGACGAUACUCGAUUCGAAAGAAACCACGAACCAGAAACUUCAGCUCCUACCAACGUAACUCCUAAUUGUGCCUCAACUCCAUCCACAUUGAAAGAGCAUAUCGCGAAUCUACAAAGUUGCUUUUCAAUCAGCUCAAUGGAACCAGUUACAGGCGCUUGUCCUGAUACGGUGGAUAACUUUUCCAUAGCAUCGAUGAAAGAUGAAUCCGACUACUUCGGUUCAUACGUUGCCGGAAAGUUGAGGAAUUUUGAUCGGCGCGUGAGAGCUGAGCUUGAGCAUCAGAUCACUCAAGUUCUCUUACGUGUGGAGACUGGAGAUGGAUCGCUGCGAAUCGCAAGUUUCCUCAGAGUAUUCCUGGUUAAGCUCUGACUCCUUCAGCAUUCUUCCUCCCAGCAGCAGCAGCACCACACCUUACAAAAAUAUACCCCCCCGCUCGUUUCAUCGCAGAACUUUAGCCUAUAAUGAAAGCUGUCAGCCACAUUCUCGUUCGGAACUUUUACCGAUGUCCGACUCCGUUCACGAGACUACUUCAUGGAUGAUGAACGCUUCUACGUAAGCAUGAAUUCAUGCGAACAGGAACCAACUCUUUUGCAAUUCAAUAGUAUUUUCUUAAUAUUUCAGGGGGGAAAAUCUGAGACUACAUGUUUUUAAAAUGCAAGAGAAUUGUCUCUACAAUAUGAGAAAUAAGUGAAAAGAGUUCCAAGCUAUCAUUGAGAGGAUUGGAGGAAAAGGCGCAUAUGAUACAAUUGCAGUGUUUGAUAUUUCAAGAAAAUAUUUGUUCAAAAUUCCAUAGAGCCUAGGAUGGAGAGAAAGUUCAAAUUUACGAUUUGAUGAAUAAAAGUUGGAUUUUAGUGGUAAGAUUCUCACAGAAUAUAUGUAAUUUAAGACUUGUUUUAGUUGAGAGCAUUAAGAUCUUUUUUUUUUCGCCUUUUCCUCUCAUCCCCUCAAUUAUGGUUACAUUUCUCCUGCAAAGAAUUCAAAAAGAGAGGGGAAUACAUGUAUCAUUGCAAUUCAGUUUUAUCACUUUUGUUUUCAAACUUCUACAGUUACAACACAUUUUGAUGCUUUUUGAUUUCAACAUGAAAAUAUUUUUUUUUCUUUAUUACUUUGAUGUAUUUGUACAAUCCUUAUUACAGAGAGGUUAUGGAUUUCAUCGACAUGAUCGGAAAAUGAUACGCGUGAAUCGAUCGACACGGGCUUUUGAUAAUUUGUCGAUCGAUUCUCUUUGUCAUUUUUCGAUCGAUUCAUGUCGAUCUUUCGAUUGACAUGAAUCGAUCGAACCCCCGUUGGACGUGUCCAAAUCUAAAUUAAAAAUUAAGAAAUGAGUGUUUUCCACAAAUAUAAUUUUAGCUUGUUUUAAAUAUGAA
Bemisia tabaci is the source of this 2266-nucleotide messenger RNA. The record is from RefSeq and is a predicted model, not a curated record. NCBI's taxonomy places the organism in Eukaryota, Metazoa, Arthropoda, Insecta, Hemiptera, Aleyrodidae.